ACGCACGACACCUGCUUUCCGCGGAAGAGCAAGAUCGGGGGCGGAGGCCUCGAACAGCUUCUGCCGGAGCAGCGGGAGUUCCUGCUACACCGGGUGCGAGAGGAGGACUUGCGCAAGGGAGGCACCCUCAAAUGCCACCAGAUCGCGAGAGCGGUGGUAGCUUUUCCAACGAUGUCGCAGGUGCUGGAUGUUGGAGCAGGGACGGCGCCCUGCAAGCCAGUGAUGGAGCACGCCGGGUUCAAUUACACGGCGCAGUCAAAAGAGCUGCCAUCGCGGUUGGGCUCGCACGGCUCAAGCGCUGAGCGGGCCAAAGGCGAGCUGGUAAACAAAGCACCCUGCCCCAGCUCUGUGGUUGUGCCGUCCACGGCGACCCUCCCCAGACUGUGCUCAGUCAUGGCAGUGCGUCCCGAGAACAUCGAGGAGUGGUGUUACCUGGUUCCUCAUUUGCUCAGUCCAGCUGGUUGGCAUAGCAUUGCGGAAGCUAAGUCAGUCAGCCUCGCUUACUGCACCUCUCCGUGGGGCGGAAGUUUGGUGAAGCUCACGGUGCUGGACGUGCAGGUGUCAGAUGCCCCCGAUGAUCCCUCGCAGAUCUUCGUCCGGCCCGAGUCGCGUGCAUGGUGGGCUUCGAACUUUGCAGAAUCGAGCCCCGAGCAUUUCACCGUGAAGGAGCAGCUCGCACCAGGAGAUGCCAUCAUUUGCCGGUGGGCAUCCUGGAAAGUCUUGCGUGUCUUUGCCGUGCUCUUCGGUGAGAUGGGGAAGGAGCUUAUGCAGACCCAAUUUUACGACCCGGCUGAGGCUGUGGAGCUUCACAUGCGCACCCAGCGCAAUCAUCCGCAAGCCGGCGACUGUUCUCAGACCAUCAUGAGCCCAUCAGAGCCCUUCGAGGCCAUCAACUUUUGCCGCCCACAGGGGGAGAAGGGGGUGUACAACGUGUACCACAUUUUUCGGGUGCCCAGCGGCAUUAACCUUUCUAAGUGGGCCGCUGCGCAGCAUUAUGAGGCCAUGGAAUCAGGUAGGAGAGUUGCACAAUACUAUCUGAACCGGCCGGGGAUCAGCCAGCUUCGAGCAUUGGAUCAGCAGUUCUACGUUGUUCUGACCAUACAAACCUUCAAGCGGGGCUUUCCGUUAAUCCCAGUGCUCUCUGGUGAAGAACGCGAAGAUGUCACGAGAAUCGAUGCGGGCAACCACUUGGGGUUGGCAACUUGGGUCCGCUAUGACUCCGCCAAAGAUGGCAUUGACGGCUUCUACCUGUCCGGGUACAUGCAGGCCUUGGCAGAGUGCCUGGGUGAAAGCCUAGAUUUUUACCAGUUCUUGGACGGAAAGGAGCUACUGUACUUCCAAUGCGCAGUGGCUCGGGAAGAAUGGUGCCGCGUUCAAGACCGCUUGAAAGACGCCUACCUCGUGCAGAAGACUGCUUACCGACGUGCCAAUGGUGGCGCACAGGCACCAGGACUAAACGAGGCAAGCACUCCGCGCUUCCGCAAGCAAGUCCACUUUACCUCCCUUGAAGAGCGAAUCCAGGCCGACGCUGCAGCUCGGGGUCAACAGAAGGUACAGGUGCGCAAGACCUUCAUUGAGAGGGAGGAGAGUGAAGCCGAGGAGCUUUUUGAAGCUCGAAGCUUCAGGCGUUGCCGGACUGAGACGCCUGCCACGGCAGUUCGCUACGUUGGUCCUGGGGUGGCUUGA
Messenger RNA from Symbiodinium necroappetens, 1686 nucleotides. NCBI's taxonomy places the organism in Eukaryota, Dinophyceae, Suessiales, Symbiodiniaceae. The record is from the annotation of a GenBank genome assembly.